AUGACAUCCUCAGAAGUCGCCCAGAAAUCAACACAAGGCCAGCAAGUUGCUGCCAACCAACCUCAAUAUGCCCGUGAGGAGAAAGAGCAAAGUGCUAGCGCGAGCGCAAGUGCCGGUCUCAAUCUGAAUCUUUUUGGCGCAGUCUCAGGAGCCUUCUCCGGCAAGUCUAAGAAAGAGAAGCAGCCCGAUGGUAGCGAGGUCGAGCACAGAAAAGACAACUCGGCAAUCAAAGGUGUGGCCAUGGGUAAUGGAAGUGCUGCUGGAGCUGCCGACGCCGAGGCGCAUGGCAGAGAGAUGCGCGAGCGUAUUCUCGCUGGCGAGAAGUAA
Aureobasidium melanogenum CBS 110374 is the source of this 327-nucleotide messenger RNA. RefSeq lists its product as uncharacterized. The transcript has 2 exons. Bases 1 to 327 code for a protein of 108 amino acids. The record is from RefSeq and is a predicted model, not a curated record. Lineage: Eukaryota; Fungi; Ascomycota; Dothideomycetes; Dothideales; Saccotheciaceae.